This is a messenger RNA of Pyrus x bretschneideri (Chinese white pear), 2392 nucleotides long. RefSeq names its product cysteine-rich receptor-like protein kinase 44. NCBI's taxonomy places the organism in Eukaryota, Viridiplantae, Streptophyta, Magnoliopsida, Rosales, Rosaceae. Gene Ontology annotation, biological process: protein phosphorylation. Gene Ontology annotation, molecular function: polysaccharide binding; ATP binding; protein kinase activity. The record is from RefSeq and is a predicted model, not a curated record. The transcript has 6 exons. The coding region runs from base 148 to 2109 and encodes 653 amino acids.
UCCCAUAAUCCCCAUCUUUGAACAAGCUUUUCCCAUAACGUCACUAGCCCAUCUCUAGUUCCUUCCUUGUAAGUGUCGCCCCACCUCCAACCACAACUCCCAAACUCUAUUCAUUUCAUUUCUAUCAAACACUCUCUUCCCCCAAAUAUGAGUUCCUGGCCUUCUUACUCAUCCCAUUUCGCCUUCUUUGUUCUCAUCAGCAUUCCUUUGUCCUCAGGCUUCGAUUCGUACACAACUUGUAGCAAAACGUUUAACUGUGGAGGCAUCACAAAAGUGGGAUUUCCCUUUUGGGGAGAUGGAAGGCCGGACAAUUGUGGCUAUCCGGAACUGAAGCUCGCAUGCUCGAAUGAUGUUACCACCAUUGAGAUUAUGAGGGUCAAAUACAGAUUGUUGAAGAUUAACCAAGAUGAGCAGACACUCAAAGUUGUGCGAGAUGACUACUAUGACAAAAUUUGUUCACCGAAGUUUGGGGACACCAAACUCGAUUCCAAUCUUUUCGACUAUGUUUCCGGUUCUUCGGACUUCACGUUACUCUAUGAUUGUGCUUCUAGCUCACUAGCUGAAGGUUUCAAGUGCCCCGACAACGAAACAUACGCGAAUGUGGCUGCAGUACCUGAAGUUUUCCCGGGCACUCCGAUUUGUAAGUCAAAAGUUGUUCGGAUUAGUGAUCCUACAGGUUUCGGAAUAAUCAGUAUACUGAACGUGAAGGUACUUGAAGCUGCAGUGAAAGAAGGGUUUGAGGUGAAGUAUAAGGUGGAUAGUGGAAAAUGUGACGAGUGUGUUGGUUCAAAGGGUGUUUGUGGUUAUGAUUGGAAUUUGAAUGAGACUGUUUGUCACUGCCCAAAUCAAACUUCCGAGCCCCGGACUUGUUCCGCCGCCAGAACAGCGGCCAUAAACAAUCCAGCAGCAGUGCCACUGCCACCUGCUAAAGAUAAAGGAAAGGCAAUAAUAUUAGUUGCGAUCCUUCCAGUUUGUUUUAUCGGUGUAUUGGGUGCCAUAGUGUUCGGUUGGUGCCAGAUGAAAGCUAAGCAAAAAGGACACAGCAAAUUAACAAGGGACACCCUUCAAGAAUAUAUAGGAGGAAAACAUGACCUAUCUGGGUUACAGAUCUAUGAUUUUGAUAGCAUAUUAGUUGCUACGGACAAUUUCAGCAUAGCAAACAAACUCGGGCAAGGAGGCUUUGGUCCAGUUUAUAGGGGUAAGCUAGCAGAAGGGAAGGAAAUAGCGGUAAAAAGACUCUCCAGUAACUCAGGGCAAGGUGUAGUAGAGUUCAGGAAUGAAAUGUUAUUGAUCUCCAAUCUCCAACACAAAAAUCUGGUCAGAAUCAUGGGUUGCUGUGUUAAAGAGGAUGAGAAGUUACUGAUUUAUGAGUUCAUGCCAAACAAAAGCUUGGAUACUUUUCUUUUCGAUUUGACGAGAAGAGCAGUGCUUGAUUGGGGUACACGUUUUAAUAUUAUUCAAGGUGUUGCCAAUGGGCUUGUUUAUCUCCAUCAUGAUUCGUAUUUGAAGGUAAUACAUAGAGAUCUAAAAGUGAGCAACAUUCUCUUGGAUGAGAAAAUGAACCCAAAAAUUUCAGAUUUUGGAUUGGCACGUUCAGUUGAAGGGACACAGAAUUUAGAAAAUACUCAGAGAGUUGCGGGAACGCGUGGAUAUAUGUCUCCGGAGUAUGCCAUGGGUGGAAUAUUUUCUCAAAAAUCUGAUGUCUACAGCUUUGGGGUCUUGGUAUUGGAGAUUAUUAGCAGCAAGAAGAAUACCGCCUUCUAUAUCUAUGAUCGACAGCUAGGCUUACUAGCGUAUGCAUGGCAGUUAUGGAAGGAAGGCAGGGAAUUGGAGUUGGUGGAUGAAAUGCUGACGGCUGAUUCAUAUUCGGCUUCAGAAGUAAUGAAAUGUGUGCAUAUUGGGCUGCUUUGUGUACAGGACAAUGCGAUGGAUAGGCCGAGCGUGCCGGAUGUAGUUUUUAUGCUAAAUGGUUCCACAACUAUAAUUGGUGGUGCACAACCUAAGCAGCCUCUAUUCACUAUCCAAAACACAGUCUCUCAUCCUCAACCACAGCCUUCGAAUACUUUCCUCACAAAUGAAGCUACAAUGACACUGAUUGAAGGACGCUAAAUGUAUGCUCCUGACAGUGGUGGAGGUUGGCCAAUCCUGCUUGCUUAUGCGUCAUAUCUGUAAUGCCCUUUAUGUUUUUGAGGCACCCUUCUGGACCUAUAUAUAUUUCCAUUGUGCAUGGAUUUUUUGAAUGCAAUUUCUACUCAGAUAAUAAAAAAAAAUGAAACUAUAGUUAUACUUUUUGUUUUGGAAGGAAUAAGAGAGGAUUAGCUAUGAAGGAAAUUCAUCCCUUGUAAUCCUACAUUAUAGAGAAAUUGAAACUCAUAGUUUUCUUUAUGAUUAA